Molecule: messenger RNA, 1260 nt
Organism: Olea europaea var. sylvestris
Lineage: Eukaryota; Viridiplantae; Streptophyta; Magnoliopsida; Lamiales; Oleaceae
Product: polygalacturonase inhibitor-like
Exons: 1
Coding region: 52-1053 (333 amino acids)
Molecular function (GO): protein binding
Source: RefSeq, a predicted model, not a curated record
UAGCUGACUCUACAACCAAAAUCUGUAUCGAUUUUUGGCUAUUUCUAGAAAAUGAAGAACUCAAAUUUUGUCACUCUCUCUGUCUUUUGUCUCAUAUUUCUGUCUAGGCCAUUUUUCUCUCUCUCAGCCACAGAAAGGUGCAAUCCAAAUGACAAAAAAGUCCUCUUACAAAUCAAACAAGCCCUAAACAACCCUUAUCAAUUGGCCUCGUGGAAUCCCAACACAGAUUGUUGUGAUUGGUAUGUUGUUGAUUGUGACCCCAAUAACAACCGGAUUGUUACAUUCAAUCUCUUCUCCGCCAACAUUUCCGGCCAAAUUCCGACCGCCAUUGGGGACCUCCCUUAUCUCGAAACUUUAGUAUUCCGACAACUUACCAAUGUAACUGGCCGAAUUCCGGCAGCUAUCGCUAAACUUACCAAUCUCAAAUUGCUUAGACUUAGCUAUACGAACCUAACCGGACCGGUCCCUAUAUUCUUAACCCAACUCAAGAACUUAACCUUUCUAGACUUAUCAUUCAAUGACCUAACCGGUUCAGUCCCGGCUGAACUUUCCCUACUCCGAAACCUCAACGCCCUUCACUUAGACCGGAACAGACUCACUGGAACCAUCCCAGAAUCCUUCGGAAAGUUCACCGGAAAAGUACCUGAUCUCUAUCUCUCCCACAACAACCUCACAGGUUCAGUCCCAUUAUCUUUAGGUGACUUGAACUUCACUGUGCUCGAUUUUUCGCGAAAUAAUCUUAUAGGCGACGUCUCAUUCUUGUUUGGCAGAAACAAUACUAUCCAAAUAGUAAAUUUUUCAAGGAACAUGUUCGAGUUCAAUCUGUCGAACGUGCAGUUUCCCGACAGCUUAACAUCACUGGAUUUGAAUCACAAUAUGAUUAGUGGGAGUCUGCCACAGGAUUUGACAAAAUUGAAUUUGCAGUUCUUGAAUGUUAGUUAUAACAGGUUAUGUGGUCAGAUUCCUACUGGUGGGAAAUUGCAAAGCUUUGAUAUUAGUUCUUAUCUCCACAACAAAUGCCUGUGUGGAGCUCCGUUACCUGCCUGCAACUGAAUGAUUUCUACAACUAGGAUGCUAUGUAAUAAAAUUCUUCGUUAUUGCAGUGUGAAUGAUAAGAAUAAUAUUAUACGAGGCCACUUGUUUGAAAUCCUCAAUCAACUUUUAUACUCAAUAAGGUAGUUAGCAGAAUACGCGUUGUCAUUUUUUCACAAGUUGUUGGCUAUAGAAUGAUAUGUCCGAAGAAGAAAAUAUUGUCCCAUA